AACCCAAAGCUUGUGACGUCUAUGAAAACAUUGGCAAAAUGGCAGCGACCAUGACAAACGUGGAUGAAAUUCGGGAUAGAGUAAUAUUAGGUGAAUUUGAUGUAAAAAAUGUUCAUACAACCGAUUACCCUGGCAAUUAUCCAGGCUACGAUGAUACAUGGAGCUUGCAGAAAUUCCAAAAGAAUUUCAGAAUCGACGUGGUGCAAAUGGAUGAGACUUCUCUGGAGUUCGACAUGGUGGGCAUAGAUGCAGCUAUCGCCAAUGCCUUUCGACGGAUAUUACUCGCAGAGGUCCCUACUAUGGCUGUCGAGAAGGUGUUCAUUUACAACAACACAUCCAUAAUUCAGGAUGAGAUCCUUGCCCACAGGCUGGGCUUGAUCCCUAUCAAGGGUGACCCACGAUUGUUUGAGUACAGAAACGCAGGGGAUGAGGAAGGCACAGAAAUAGACACAAUUCAACUUCAACUGAAGAUCAAAUGCACCAGGAACCUCAGAGCCACCAAAGACUCCGCUGACCCCCAGGAACUUUACCUGAACCACAUGGUGUACUCCAAGGACAUGAAGUGGGUCCCUAUUGGGAACCAAGCUGAUGUGUUUGCAGAUAUCGACAUCGGUCCAGUACAUGGGGACAUCCUUCUGGCACAGCUCCGGCCUGGACAGGAGCUGGAUAUAGUCAUGCACUGCGUGAAAGGCAUUGGUCAAGACCACGCCAAGUUUUCACCUGUGGCUACAGCCAGUUACAGACUCCUUCCUGAGAUCACACUAAUGGAAACAGUGGAGGGGGAGAAAGCGGAGCGACUAAAACGCUGCUUCUCCCCUGGAGUCAUUGAGGUGGAGAACCAUGGGGGAAAGGUUGUCGCCAAGGUGGUGAACAGUCGCUUAGAUACCUGCAGUAGGGAGGUUCUCCGACAUGACGACCUCAAGAACGCUGUGAAGCUUGCAAGAGUGCGGGACCAUUUCAUCUUUUCUGUAGAAUCCACUGGCAUCCUGGCACCUGAUGUCUUGGUCACAGAGGCCAUCAAAGUUCUCAUGACCAAGUGUCGAAGAUUCCUCAGUGAGCUCGACUCCACGGAGAUGGAAUAAGAGCAAUUAAGUUGGACCACAUGUAAAUACCCACUACAGGGGUGAGACAUUUGUGUUGAGUCUGUGUGCAACAUGCUUUGGACCAGGAAUGGGCAACUCCAGUCCUUGCGGCCUGAAUGGUGUCAUACUUUUUGUCCCAUUUAACACCUGUUUCCAAUAAUCAACUAAUGAUAUUCAGUUCAGAAUGCAAUUAGUUUAAUCAGCUGUGUUUGCAAGGGAUAGGGGAGAAAAGUGGGACACCACUCUGCCCCCAAGGUCUGAAGUUGCCCAUCCCAGCUUUGGACAAUAGAAUACAAUACCAGUUGGAAUAAAAGCACCCUGUAGAAAUGCUGAGGAUGCUUUGUUUUUUAUUACCAUCCUAUGUACCCAGCUUGAGAUGGUUUGUCAUCCCCAAUAAGGGUUGUGCCACUUAUGUACUAUAUUUUGUAUUCUAAUGAAUGUUUAUGUCACUUGCAAAUCCUUAUGGCUCAUGUCAUUAGCCCAUUUGUAGAGUUGUGCCUGAAUUCCAUCCUUUUAGGUAAAACCAUUACAAGAAAAUGUGUUUUUAGUAUUUACUGAAUGAAGAGGGUGGUAACUCUUAAGCAUAUAGUACACAGCGAGGUGCAGUUAUGUUUUGUGUACUGUAUAGACUUGUGCGACAAAAGUAAAGCAUAUUACAUUUUACUCUAGAUGAUGUUGCAAAGUCGGUGUGUAUUUCCUAUCCCCUUCCGUUCUAUUCCAAAGUGUGUACAUUGUUUGAUGUUGUCUUGAAACAAGAUAUGGUAUACAUUGGUCCCAGUUUCCCGAUAGCGAUGUAACAUGCGUUUCCCAAAACACUACGAGAGAACGUUCGCUAAGUGCGUCGUUACUGAUCGAAAUAAAUUAAGCACUGCUUUCAGAUCAGCGUUCUCCCUGUCACACAUGGCUACAAAUAUUGAGGCGGCUUAUUCUAAUGCGUACCCUAUAAUAAAGCACUAAAGAUUUGGCACAUUGCGCGCACAUGAAAUACAUUGAGGCCAAAUUACACUGCGCACACUUAGCUAAAUACAACUAUUGAAUUCACAUUCAUUUUAGUUCACUAUAAUUCAAAUAUAUAGGCACAUGUGGCCUAUACUGUAUUUAUCUUUAAAUACAAAUAUUUUAUUCACAUUCAUUUUAGUUCACUAUAAUUCAAUUAUAUAGGCACAUGUGGCCUAUACUGUAUUUAUCUUUUAAUAGUCAUCUUGGUUUUCAUUUGAAGCGUCUAUCAUUCGCUUGUAUGCAAAGAAAUGGGCGUCUUUGUAUUUGGAAGGUCAAACGAUGUUAGGCUACAUAUGAAAUGUAUUGAGACAAAUUAGCCUACUGAUCGUCGCAAAAUAUAACUUAAUUGAUUGAACAUCAAAUGUAUUUCAAUAUGAUUGAAAAUAGGCAUAUAGCCUACUGUAUUUGUAUUUUAAUGCAGUCAUCUUGGUUUUAAUUUGAAGCAUUUUUAUACRUCGCUGGUUUGUAUCAAUUGAAAGACAUUGGCAACUUUUUAUUUUGUACUCAACUUUGUUAUUUAGCGGUCACGGAGAGGGGGAUAAACCACGUGAUUCUAUGUUUAGUGGAAAUCUGUGUAUUAAGUGGGCAAAAAGCAUCGAACGACGCUGGAGCAAGUGUGGUCUGAUGCAGGCGUUAGAUUACGAGCUUUUUCAAGUGUAACGUUAAUAAAGAUGGUUUUGGGAAACAA
Molecule: messenger RNA, 2769 nt
Organism: Salvelinus sp. IW2-2015
Lineage: Eukaryota; Metazoa; Chordata; Actinopteri; Salmoniformes; Salmonidae
Product: DNA-directed RNA polymerases I and III subunit RPAC1
Biological process (GO): DNA-templated transcription
Cellular component (GO): RNA polymerase I complex; RNA polymerase III complex
Molecular function (GO): DNA binding; protein dimerization activity
Source: RefSeq, a predicted model, not a curated record